Molecule: messenger RNA, 1236 nt
Organism: Emericellopsis atlantica
Lineage: Eukaryota; Fungi; Ascomycota; Sordariomycetes; Hypocreales; Bionectriaceae
Product: EXS family-domain-containing protein
Exons: 2
Coding region: 1-1236 (411 amino acids)
Cellular component (GO): cytoplasm; membrane
Source: RefSeq, a predicted model, not a curated record
AUGGACGGUGAUCCCGCGGUAGAGCCGGAGCUCGACUCCUUCAGCCUGACGUUCCCUCUACCGUACCGCGUCGGCUUCAUCGUCACCCUCGCCGUCUGGGGCUGGGGCCUCAACCUGCACUGCCUCUAUCGCUGCAACAUCGACGUGCCCUCGCUCAUCAAGUACCCGACGCGCACGUCGCCGCACCACGUGCCGCAUCACUUUACGACGUACCGUCUCGCGACCGUCCUCUCGGGCCUGUUUGGCGUCUCCAUCACGCUGUUCUGGCUGCUGACGUGGCGCAUACCGUCGCGCGUCAUCGCCUACGACUGGCUACCCCUGACCUACCUCGUCGCGCUGCUCGCCGUGUUUCUCGUGCCGAUCCGCGAUCUCCCCUCGGCCGGCCGACGACGCUUCCUUUCGACGUUUCGACGCAUCGCCAUUGGCGGCAUCGCGCAGGCGCAGGAUGGGAAAUUCGGGGACAUCCUCAUGGCCGAUGUGCUCACCUCGUACGCCAAGGUGGUGGGAGACCUCUACGUGAGCAUGUGCAUGUUCUUCCGCACGGGGGGGUCGGCUACUCAUCGCCCGGACCGGGACUGCGGAGGCACGGUCUUUGUGCCCUUGCUGAUGGCGAUUCCCAGCUUGAUCCGCUUCCGGCAGUGCAUCAUCGAGUACUUCCGCGUCAAGAGGGCGCCGUACAAGGAGUCGACCGGCUGGGGAGGGCAGCACCUCGCCAACGCGCUCAAAUACUCGACUGCGUUUCCCGUCAUCAUCACAAGCACACUGCAGCGCAACACCAGCGACCCGGACAGCAAGGCGGUCAUGAAUAAGCUCUGGCUGUUUGCUGUCCUGAUCAACUCGCUCUACUCCUUCUACUGGGACGUCGCCAAGGAUUGGGACCUCACUCUCUUCGCGGAGAAGAGGGAGCGCGCCGCGGCACAUCACCCAUGGGGCCUACGCGAAAGACUCAUGUUCAGACCCGUCAACCUCUACUACGUUGUGAUCGGCCUGGACCUGAUGCUACGCUGCACAUGGUCCAUGAAGCUGAGUCCGCAUCUGGACAAGUUCAGCGACUUUGAGAGCGGCAUCUUCUUGAUCGAGUUUUUGGAAGUUUUCCGGCGAUGGGUGUGGAUCUUCUUCCGCACAGAGGCCGAGUGGCUUCGACACAGUGGGACCGGCGGCCUGGGGGUGGAUGAUAUCUUGCUCAGGAGUGUCCAGGGAAAGGACGACGACAGCGACGACGAUGAUUUGAUUUAG